Acanthopagrus latus (yellowfin seabream) is the source of this 3349-nucleotide messenger RNA. It is a transcript of the gene net1, whose product is annotated as neuroepithelial cell transforming 1. NCBI's taxonomy places the organism in Eukaryota, Metazoa, Chordata, Actinopteri, Spariformes, Sparidae. Gene Ontology annotation, molecular function: guanyl-nucleotide exchange factor activity. The transcript has 12 exons. The record is from RefSeq and is a predicted model, not a curated record. Gene Ontology annotation, biological process: positive regulation of Rho protein signal transduction; intracellular signal transduction. The coding region runs from base 124 to 2007 and encodes 627 amino acids.
UUUCCGCCAUAUUCAAAAAAAAAAAAGUAGAAAUCACGAGCUCCUUGCUAUUGUGGUAAGAGUUAUUGUUAUUAUCCAUUUCAUUAACCCGGAGCUGAACACCACGGGCCUGAGGCGUUACAAAUGGGUGAAACAGGUGAAAACCAAGCUCCCGCUACGACCUCAGAGAAACCCAAAAGACAACCGAGCUUCAGGAACUUGAAGAGGAAGCGUUCAGCUGAUGAAGAAGAGUCUCCCCUCGAGAACAACAACAGAGGUUUGAGACGGACAUUGGUGCAGCUACAUGAUGCUGAGGCUGUGGUAGGUAAUGGGAGGUCACUGCGAAGAGGAAGCUCCUUCACCUUCCUCACCCCGGGACCACAAUGGGACUUCAGUCUGAAGCGGAAGCGCAGAGAGAAGGAUGACAGUGAUGCAGUCAGCCUCUGCAGCUUCGACUUCAAGGAACCCAGCAACAAGCGUGUCCGUCCUCUCGGCAGGGUGACGUCGCUAGCCAACCUCAUCUCUCCGGUGAAGAAUGGGGCCGUCCGGCGCUUCGGCCAAACCAUCCAGGCCUCAUUCAGGGGCGAUGGCAAGUCGCCGGGCGUGCCCCAGAAGCCUUGCAGCAAGGCAGCGGCCCCAACACCGCCAAAAAGGAGGAACAGCACGCUGUGGUCGGAGACGCUAGACGUCCACCAGAAAGGAACUUUCUCCACCAAAGAGAUCAAGAGGCAGGAGGCCAUAUUUGAGCUGUCUCGUGGAGAACAGGACCUAAUUGAGGACCUCCAGCUCGCACGCAAGGCGUACCACGACCCGAUGUUGAAGCUCUCCAUUAUGUCUGAGGAGGAGCUCACUCACAUUUUUGGCAACCUGGACGCCUACAUCCCUCUGCACGAGGAUCUCCUAGCGCAGCUCUCCAAAGCCACGGGGCCAGACGGAACUGUUGGCCAGAUUGGACAGAUAGUCGUAAACUGGUUGCCAAGGCUAAAUGCCUACAAGGACUACUGCAGCAACCAGCUGGCAGCCAAGGCUCUGCUCGACCAGAAGAAGCAGGACCGGCGGGUGCAGGACUUCCUGCAGCGCUGCCUUGAGUCCCCCUUCAGCAGGAAGCUGGACCUGUGGAGCUUCCUGGACAUUCCACGCUCUCGCCUGGUCAAGUACCCACUGCUGCUCAAAGAGAUACUGAAACACACUCCACUGGAGCACCCAGAUGCUGCCGGCCUGGAGGAAGCAAUCACCAUCAUCCAGGGCGUACUGUCUGACAUCAACAUGAAGAAGGGAGAGUCUGAGUGCCAGUACUACAUUGACAAGCUGGAGUAUCUGGAUGACAGGCAGAGAGACCCUCGCAUCGAGCAGUGCAAGAGCCUGCUGUGUCACGGGGAGCUUCGGAACAAGAGUGGCACGAAGCUGCAUGUGUUCCUGUUCACCGAGCUGCUGGUCCUGACCCGCCCUGUCACUAGGAACGAGCGCCACUGUUUCCAGGUUUACCGGCAGCCAAUCCCAGUGCAGGAUCUCGUGCUGGAGGACCUGCAGGAUGGAGACGUCAGAAUGGGUGGCUCCUUCAGAGGAGCUUUCAGCAAUGCAGACAAAGCCAAGAACAUUUUCCGUGUGCGUUCCCAAGACCCGAGCCAGGCACAGUCUCACACGCUGCAGGUCAACGACGUCUUCCACAAGCAACAGUGGCUGAACUGUCUCCGCAGCGCUAUUUCCGUCCACCGGCCCCUCAGCGAGCCCUCCACUCCCACCCCGCCUGGAAGCGAUGCUCGCUCCAAGCGCCGCCCUUCCUCCGUGUCCGCCAUCGUCCACAUGGAGGAGACAGACGAGAACUGCCCGCAGCCGACCUCUCAGUCUGCACCCAGCUCGCCAUGCAGCAGCACAUCCCCUAGCCCCACCACAACGUCCCCUUCAUCCAGCGCAUCGUCGACAACGUCAAUAUCUUCGUCGACGUCACCCUCGCCCACGUCACACAAAACCAAAAAAGACAAGAAGUCUCUUUAUUCUUUAGGGAAGAGAAAAGAGACUAUGGUGUAAAGUGACGUGAAAGGAGAAAAUGGACUCCUGGGUGGACUUUUUGUAUAUAAAUGUCAAAAAAACAACGUGGAGAAGCGUGGGACUUGUAUUUAUGUGUGUAUGCGUGCGUGCGUAUUAUUACAACAGUGUUCUGUGUUACUGUCCUCUUCGGCAGCUAUUUACCUUACCCCUCCAUCCGAGUGCACCUCGCAGAGACUCAGUAUUCUGGAGAGAAGUGCACGGCUUCCACCAGCUCUAUAAAGGGAAGCAUAAUGAGAGGCAAACAUACGUUUCACAUGUGAAUCUGUGUGUCAUGACUUUUGAUUUCUUGAAGAUAGAGGUGGUGCAUUCAAUCCUGUUUACUAUUAAUUUGAUAUUUAAGCAUUAUUUUAGACCUUAUGGGGGGCUAAUGAAAGAUUUACAUUUUUAUAUUCUAAAAUUUAUGGUAGUAUUUUUUUAGGUAUCAUAAAGCAGCACUGUUUUAGCCUUAGGUGAAGUUAUUUGAAAAUUUGAGCAUGUUUAGUAGGCAAGAAAGGAAGAGAAUCCCCAUGAAUAAUGAGGUGUGAUACACAAAGCUACAAAAAUCGCUGUAAAAGUCUGAUUUUUAGAUCAAUCAGAAGAUGCAUCUUAUUUUUAUACAUUCCUUUAAAUCACAGGUGUUAAGAUCAAGAAACAAUUUUAUUUUUUGCAUUUACUGCAGUCAGAGGCAUUAAUUUAAAUCCAGAAACAGAUGAGAUUUCAGUUUCUCUCUGUUAAAAAGACAUCACAAUGAAUUCUGGUGUUAGAAGAUCAUCCGAUGUCAGAAUCAUAUUAGAGAAGUGAUGAGGAGUUUUGUUUUGAAACAAAAUUUUGAACUGAGCCAUGUUGGUUUUUUAAAAAGCUGACUUCUGAAUGAAACAUCACUUUUCAGUGUAGCAUCUUGCAUGGAGCUUUAGUUGUGGACACUGCUUACACCAGUAGAGGCAGCAGGAUGUAUUUAUUUGUCCUGAGGGAUGGGACAGUUAAACAUGUAAGAGACUAGUUGAUGAAAGUACGAGAAUGUUGUUGAAGGCUGAAGAGAAAAGAGUUAAGAUGGAUAAAGAAGUUUUGGAACUGAAAUGGAUUGUCAAUGCAAGAUGAUAAACUCCAUGGACUUUCUGUCAAAGUGGAUGUGAUAUCUUGCUUGUAGAUGGGUGAUUGAUGGUAAACAUCAAGUGAUGGAAAACAGUAUGUGGGGGAAGGGAGACAAAAAAGAAGGUUAUUGUAUGUGUGCACAAGGUGCUUUUGUUGUUAAGUUGGAUAAAAAGAAAAAGGGGCAACUUGUUUGCCAUGAACUAUAUGUUAAUAAAGAACAAUAAAGAUCUGUGUAAGAUUUGCAACUGAA